Rotaria sp. Silwood1 is the source of this 1878-nucleotide messenger RNA. The record is from the annotation of a GenBank genome assembly. Lineage: Eukaryota; Metazoa; Rotifera; Eurotatoria; Philodinida; Philodinidae.
AUGUAUAAACCUCUUGCUCGUUUACGACCAGAAAAAUUCGAUGAUGCGGCUAUUCAAAAACAGAUAUUACUAAUUCAAGAAAUUUGUGGAGAUAUUAAUCUUGAUAUAAUUGCUAUGGUCUUUCAUGAAUGUGAUUAUAAUAUACAAAAUACAAUUACACGAAUAAAAGCAGGCGAUUUUGAAGAUGGUGGUUGGCAAACAGCAAAAUCAAAUAAUAAAAAGAAAAAUAAUAAUAAUAAUUUAACUGAUCAAAUUUUAAAUGGUAAUAAUAUACAAAGUGAUAGUGAACGUUCUUUAUCUCAACAUACAUCUCCUACACCAUCACAUCGUGAAAAUAAUAAACGACAACAUCAACAAAAUCAUUAUUCAUUAUCAUUACGUACAAAUCAUGGACGACGUAGAAAUGAUUCCGGUCGAAAUCAAUUUAAUUCAUCAAAUUUACAUCGUAAUUAUUCAAAUAAUAAUAAAUCAUUAUCAAAUAAACAAAAUUCAAAUGAAAUAAUAUCAAAAAUAAAUGAAAAUUCAAUACCAUUAUCAUCAUCAAUUGAUGAUGAUGUUUUUAUUCUUGAUAAUACACAAACAUUAACAUGUAAAAAAUCAUCUAUUAAACGUUCAAUACCACCAUCAUCCAUUCCUCAGGUACCUGUAUUAAUGCAUUCAAUAAUACAAUAUUCAACAGAACCAAUUGAUAUACAAUUUGGUGAUAUACAAUGGAAUGAUUCUAUACCAAUUGUUGUUUCUCCGUCCAUGAAUUCUCAAUCAUUAUCAACAAUAACAAAUAUAAAUAAUAAUGAACAACAAACAAUUAAUGAAAAUAAUUUAUCAUUAAAUUAUGAAACAACUAAUAAUAUUGAUAGAGAUUUACGACUUUCAUCAUGUUCAAUAUCAUCAUCAUCAUCAUUACCAAUAACGGAUAUGAUUAUAACAAAUAAUCCAACAAUUGUAUCUGUAGAAGAAACUUCUCAUCUAUCUGAUCAUUUAACUGAUUCAUUACAAAAACAACAAACAACUACAUCUUCAUCAUCUCUUGUUGAUACAACAGAUUUACCAUUAAUAUCAACAUCUCAUAAUAAUAAUUCACUUAUAUCAAAUAAUUUUCAACAAUCAUUAUCUAAUACAAGUAAUGGGCCCGAUAGUAAUUCAUCUGCUUUUACACCAUAUAAUACACUUGGCACAUAUCCAUCAUUACCAAGAGAUUAUCCUCAAGCAACAUCAACAUGGAAUCAACAACCAACAAAUUAUAAAACAACUCCAAAAGUAACAAUACUUCAACCAGGAAAUUAUUCUCAACAACCAUCGUAUCAAAUACCACCUCAACAACAAUUCUUUGUUGGAGCUUAUCCUUAUCAUCCGUCUGCAAUCUAUCCAUUCCUAACACAAGUUGAUUCAUGGUCAACUACUGGAUUUGAAACUUAUCCAACAUAUCCAACAACUAAUUAUAUGCCAACAUAUACUACUCAACAAUCAUAUCAUCCUGUAACUAUUCAAUCUAAUAAAUAUGAUCGAUCAUCAUAUGAUAAAGAUUUUUUUACACAUUAUGGACAAACUCGUUUAUCAAAUAAUGAUUUAUUAAAUUCAUCUCAAACAACACCAAAAGAUACUACGCCUACAACAAGUAAAUUAUCAGCAAAUGCAGCUUCAUUUUCUCAGGGAGCUCCAUUAACAACAGCUAAUCCAACAACAGCAUAUUAUUUCAAUCCGGUUUUAUAUACAUUACCAACUUAUUAUACAUCACAUCAUGAUCGAUCUAUGACUUAUUCUUCAAUUGAUAGUCGUGAUAAUCGAAAUGGUGCUUCAUAUGCUGGUAAUAAUAAUCGAAAUCAUCAUUAUCAUCAACAACGUACACAUAAUAAUUCGACUUGGCAUUCACAACAGUAA